UUGCUAUUUCUUUCUACAUGUCUUUUUAUAAUAUCUCUAUCCUGUUUUACUUUCGUAAAGUUUACAAAAACACGUGUUGGUUGAUCAAGAACCAAGUUGAUUUUCGUAGCAGAUGUACCUAAUAAAUUUUUACUUGAAAUCUUUAGUGAUUUUGUACAAAAAUGGGUUUAAUAUCAUUUGUAAGUAGAAACAUUAAACUUAUACUUACAAUAAUUGUAGUCGUUGUGAGUAUUAUAUAUAAAAAUGAACUCCAAUUACUUUAUAAAAGUUGGAAUACAGUAGAAGUCAGUAUAAAAACUAAGAAUAAAAGUGUAUUUACUGAACAAGAAUUAUCUGUAUACAAUGGAGUAGACAAAAAGAAACUGUAUCUGUCUCUUCUGGGGAAUAUUUACGACGUAACAAAAGGAAAGAGACACUAUGGGAAGGAUGGUUCAUAUAAUUAUUUUAUCGGUAAGGACGGUACAAGAGCCUUUGUCACUGGGAAUUUCAGAGAUGAAAGUAAAAACAAGGACCAUGUGAUAGACCUGUCUUGUGAUGACUUGUUAUCAUUACUGCAUUGGAAAGACACUUUGAAGGAAAAAUAUAAACCAGUGGGUGUACUCAUAGGAAGAUAUUAUGAUGAAGCUGGUCAAUCAACAGAAUACUCAAAGCAACUAAGUGAUAGAAUAGACAAGUGCAAGACUGAGAAGGAAUUGGCAAAACUAGAAGAACAGAAGUAUCCACCAUGUAAUAUGGAAUGGAGUGUAGAACAGGGGUCCCGAGUGUGGUGUACAAAAACUAGUGGUGGAGUGACUCGUGGCUGGGCUGGAGUUCCCAGACAGCUAUACACCCCUGGAGAAGCCAAACCUCGGUGUGCCUGCGUCAAUCUUGUGAAAGACAACUCACAAGCACUUCUUAAAGAAUAUGACAAUUGCAAACCAGACUCUUCAUUUUGUAUUACUAAUAGUUAAUUACUAUAGUUUUUAUUGCAUAAAAACUGUAAUCUCUUUGGAUCUCAUGAAACAUUCCAACUGGGUUAUAAUAACGGAUUCAGUAUUUUAAUAUUUAUAAAUUCUUUCACGAAGUAGCCCAAAGCGCUGUUUUUUUAUAUAAGAAUUGCAUAAUAUUGUAGGUACCUAAAGUCUUGCUGGACCAACAGAAUAUCCUUCAAUAUUAUAUAACUGUUAUAUUUAUGUUUUGUAUACACUUUAGUGAUGUAAUUUUUUCUAAAAUAAUAAUAUACUUUCUAUUUUGUU
Molecule: messenger RNA, 1235 nt
Organism: Pectinophora gossypiella (pink bollworm)
Lineage: Eukaryota; Metazoa; Arthropoda; Insecta; Lepidoptera; Gelechiidae
Product: neuferricin
Exons: 4
Coding region: 162-950 (262 amino acids)
Cellular component (GO): membrane; endomembrane system
Source: RefSeq, a predicted model, not a curated record